AUGUCAAUGGCCCAACAGGAAUUCCACAUUCCGACUGUUGGAGUGCCUUGUUUGCAACCUGGCUAUUCCCACUGGCAAAGCCUCUGGGAAACUUGUGUUUCCGGAUUCGAAUGGUCCUUGCCCCAGAUACCAGUUAAAUCAAUAUUAGUGGCGGGUUCAAGGCUAUCUAAAUAUAUCCAAAACCAAUCGACCAUGCCGCCCCGCGUCCCUCCACCCGGCGUCUGGUGCCCCGCGGUGACCUUUUUCGACCCCAAAUCAGAUACUCUCGAUCUGGCAGCGCAGAAAAAGUACUACGCCUACCUUUCCCGCUCCGGCUUGACUGGCCUGGUCAUCCUGGGGACCAAUGCGGAAGCCUUCCUUUUGACGCGUGAAGAGCGCGCGCAGCUCAUUGGUACCGCGCGCAAAGCCGUGGGCCCAGAGUACCCCAUCAUGGCCGGUGUUGGCGCCCAUUCCACCCGACAGGUGCUCGAGCACAUCAACGACGCGGUCGCCGCUGGGGCAAACUACGUGCUUGUCCUGCCGCCAGCGUACUUUGGGAAGGCGACCACCCCGUCGGUGAUCAAGUCGUUCUUCGACUAUGUUGCGUGCCAAUCCCCGCUUCCCGUGGUCAUUUAUAAUUUCCCGGGUGUGUGUAACGGGGUGGAUAUGGAUUCGGAUCUGAUCACGACCAUCGCGAAAAAGAAUCCGAACAUUGUGGGUGUCAAGCUCACUUGUGCCAGCGUGGGCAAAAUCACGCGUCUCGCGGCGACGCUGCUCCCGGAGGACUUUUCAGUUUUUGGCGGACAGUCCGACUUUUUGAUUGGGGGUCUUAGCGUGGGCUCAGCGGGAUGCAUCGCUGCGUUUGCGAAUGUGUUUCCAAAGACGAUCUCCAAGAUAUAUCAGCUGUACAAAUCAGGGAAUGUUGACGCGGCGUUGGAAUUGCAUCGCAAGGCAGCAUUGGCGGAGUCGCCGUGUAAAUCGGGGAUUGCGACCACGAAAUAUGCGGCUGCGAUCUUUUCCGCAAAGGCAGCGGGCAUCGAAGGCGCAGAGCUGAAGCUGUUGCCGCGCAGACCAUAUCAGCCACCGAGCGAGGCAGAGAAGGAGAAUGUGAGGAAUGUGAUGGCUGGAGUUGCAAAUAUCGAGGCGGAAUUAUAG
This is a messenger RNA of Uncinocarpus reesii 1704, 1134 nucleotides long. RefSeq lists its product as uncharacterized. The transcript has 3 exons. The record is from RefSeq and is a predicted model, not a curated record. The coding region runs from base 1 to 1134 and encodes 377 amino acids. Gene Ontology annotation, molecular function: 4-hydroxy-tetrahydrodipicolinate synthase activity. Lineage: Eukaryota; Fungi; Ascomycota; Eurotiomycetes; Onygenales; Onygenaceae.